Messenger RNA from Calypte anna (Anna's hummingbird), 2028 nucleotides. RefSeq names its product V-set and immunoglobulin domain-containing protein 4. Bases 90 to 1256 code for a protein of 388 amino acids. Gene Ontology annotation, biological process: negative regulation of macrophage activation; negative regulation of interleukin-2 production; negative regulation of complement activation, alternative pathway. The transcript is spliced from 8 exons. The record is from RefSeq and is a predicted model, not a curated record. Lineage: Eukaryota; Metazoa; Chordata; Aves; Apodiformes; Trochilidae. Gene Ontology annotation, molecular function: complement component C3b binding.
GACGAAAGAGAAGCAUUCCUGGUUGAUGCCCUGACUUGGACAGAUCAGGCCUUUUCUGCUCGAGGGGGAGAAGCUGCACCCUGGGGAGGAUGGGGGUGCUUGUGAGAGCAGCUGUGCUUAUGAGUCCUCUUCUCCUCUGCAAUGCUUUUCUGGACCUGACUGGCUCCAAUGAGAUCAAAAGCAUAUGGAAGGGAUCUACCACCUUGCCAUGUGUCUAUGUGCCUGAGAAGGACUUUGUGCUGGAAACACUCAUCUGGGCUGUGGUGCAUGACCAGAGCUCCGGUGCCAUCUUCCGGAGGGAUGGGUCUGGCGACCACGUCCUCCUGUCUGAAUACAGAGGCAGGAUCAGCGUCCUGAAGGACACCCCAGGGAACCUGUCUCUCCACAUCCUGAACCUGGAGAUCUCUGACAGGGGAACCUACACUUGCCAGGUCACCUGGAGAGCCAGCAACAACAGCCUGGUGGCAAGAGAGAUCACCACUAAACUGGAAGUUGUUAAAGUUGCAGUGACCAAGCCCAUUAUCAGGGCCAGCGAGCUGGGCCUGACGGUGCCGGCAGGAGCCAGGACCAGCCUGACCUGUGUGGCCAGCGGGUCCCCCCCCAUCCGGUACCACUGGUUCCGGGGAGCCCCAGGGGGGACAGCCCUGCCCCUGGGCAGCCAGGCCGAGCUGGUCUGGGACAGCCUGCAGCCCUCUGACACCGGAACCUACUUCUGCCAGGCAGAGAACAGGGCUGGGUCCAGGGCAGUGCAGCAGAGCGACCCCGUCCAGCUGACCGUGAGCGAUCUGUCCACGGUGACGGUGGCCACUCAGAGGGAUGUGGGAAUCACAGGGAUACACCACCCAACCACAGAUCUGCCUGUAGCAGUAGUGACUCCAGAGAGUGGUGUGGUAUAUCCAGAAAAAAAUUACACAACUCAGAGUCUCCAGGGGUCUCACCUCUCCCUGUUCCUGGUCAUCUUGAUUGCCGUGGUUUGCAGUGCUGUGGUUUUUGUUGUCAUCUUCCUUAUCAUUUGCAUUAGAAAGCCCAAGGAUGCUCAAGUCUAUGAAGUAAAAUUCCAUAACUUGAGAGCAGCAGCUUCUUCCAGGUAUGAAAGUACAGGUCACUAUGAGGACCCCAUCCCAUGCGCUGACGACAAUUAUGUGACGGAGCCCCUGAAAAGCAAAGAAUGUGAAGAAAUAAAUAAGAAAAAUAAUGAAUAUGAAUGUCUUGGAAACACCCAAGAAUUUGAAUAUGAAUUAGGUGAUACUGUAUGAAAACCAACAGCACCCUACAGGUAGCAGUCCUGAAGAAUACCUUCAGGCAAAAUCUAUCUUCCUUAUUCACCUUUGCCUCUGAAAAAUAGGUCAGACAAGCAGGUCUUGCUCUUGCACAAUUAAUGGAGCCUCAGCAAUCUCUGCAGUGAAAAUGCAAACCUCUUUAGGACCUUUGGUUACAGAAUGCUGUAUAGGUCUUCUGAUUUUGCUUUUCUUGGCUCUUUGUCACCACCUCUGUAGAAGAAAGCCCUUUGAUAGCCAGAACAUGCAGACCCCAGGCCAAGAGGGCUGUGCUAAAAUUACUGCCUUGUAUACCAAAAGGAUCUGCCUUCAUAGCUCUGGUGUGUGGGAGCAGCACCAGCACCACGGGCUGCUCAGCAUCCCCAGUGGCUUUGGGUGAGGAGUGCAGAGGGAAGAUGGCCUGGGAAUAACCUUCUCUCAUCCCUCCCAUCCACCUGUAGUGCUGCACAUGUUGUAGGAUGUCCUUUUAGAUGUGAGACAGCCCUUAAAGAGGCACUGAAAGACUAAAUCCAGGAUGAAACCAAGAAUCUUACCACACCAAGGAAGCAGUAUGAAAAGAAAUGUCCCCUGCACCCAUCAUGCUGUUAAGAGUUUGCUUAAAGGUCAAGGUCUCAGAAAUCUUUAUUUCAAAAUGAAAAGGAAAAAACAGGAGCUUUUGUUGGUGAUGAUAUCUUGGAUAAAACUGUCAAUGUGUACAUGUAACUUAUUGAAAACGUGGAGGAAAAAGAUGUAAACCAUUAAACUUCAGGAC